CGAGUGUUAUCGUAGCUUCGGUGUAUGACAAAACAAAAUAGAACAAGUCUUUCAACUUUUCAGUCCCCGUCAGCUGCUGCAUUUUGCCAUUACGUACGUGUCCUUUAAGGGAAGGCGUGGCAUCUUUUUGCAUUUUAAUAUAGCUUUAAUGCGGAAGACUAACAAGACGUUACAAGUUUCUGACAAAAGCCUUUCAAAAAACAAGAGACAACUUCCUCAGGACUAUUUCUGAGACUUGUACUUAUCUGCUGAUCAAGCUAAAACACAACCCAUGUGGCCAAAUCAAGGUCCUCCUCCCCUUCCAAUGGGUCAACAAAAUCCUGCAUUCCCUCCUGGAUACAAUGCUCCAUAUUUACCUGCCCCUGGACCUGUGAUCUACCCCCAGGCUCCAUAUCCUGCUUACUCUGGAUACCCUACAGCCCAGUAUCCUCCAGGCCACUACUCCACUCCUGUGAGCCCAGCCAUGACCCAUCAUGGACCUCCAGGACUGAUGCCCCAUGGACCUCCGGGGGUUAUGCUCUAUGGACCUCCUGGACCUCAUGCAUAUCCCAUGCAUCCUGCAGGACAUCCUUGCCAUCCCAAAGGUGUUCAUUUGGGUCACCUCCUGCACAACCCAAAAGGUUUCGGUCAUGGCCCACACAAAGGUCAUCAUCAUCAUCAUCAUCAUGAUGGGUUUAACCCUUCGGCUGGAAUAUUAGCUGGAGGAAUGACAUUGGGAAUGGGCUUACUUUCUCACAAAUCUGAUAAGAAAAUGAGGAAAAAGAUGAAGAAGGCUCACAAAUACCACAUGCAUGGUCACUACAAGCAUGGCAAGUGGUCCAGCAGCAGCAGCGACUCAGAUUGAGGCCUUCAGAGAGUGAAUCAUCCAAUAAUCCAACUAAUUCAACUAAAAUCACUGCACAAGUACAUUAUGUUAUAUCUGUUACAGUGCAUUUCUGACAUUUGAAGACACACAAAGCUAUUUCUUCCAGGCCUACAUUUAAAUUUCAGUCAGAGUGUACAGUUGAAGUAAAGGAUUUUGGCGUAUGGAUUUCUUUGCUAGUGCUUUUUUGUUGUUUUGUUUUUUGUUUCAUUAGUGUAAAUGCAAAAAUACAAGUCAUCAAAUAUAAAAUUGUCUUUUACUUGAAUUUGUAAAUGUAUUUAAUAAUUUUGUAUUACAAUGACUGUACUAGACAACUGGUAGUGUGCAGAGUAUAAUAUAAUGACAUGUUGAGCAUUAACAAGGUAUAAUGUUUUUUUUCUUGGAUUUCUAUUCUAAUUUCUUUCAAAACUUAUUAAAAAUAUUUAAAAUGCUACUGCAUAAUUGGAUGUACAGUCAUACCCAUAACAGAUUCACAUUUUGUCUUGUUACAGUCACAAACUGCUGAGUGUUUUGUUGUAAUUUUGUGUAAAUAAAUCAAUACAAUAAAAACUAAAAUCUACAAA
Xiphophorus hellerii (green swordtail) is the source of this 1425-nucleotide messenger RNA. RefSeq names its product proline-rich protein 13-like. The transcript has 4 exons. Lineage: Eukaryota; Metazoa; Chordata; Actinopteri; Cyprinodontiformes; Poeciliidae. The coding region runs from base 272 to 844 and encodes 190 amino acids. The record is from RefSeq and is a predicted model, not a curated record.